AUAAAAUCAGCUGAUAUUUGCAUCCGGUUCAACGUUCGAGUUUUCUUUUCCGGUUCAUCCAGUCCAACGUUCCAGUGUUUGGAAGAUUGACUGUAAAGAUGGUAGAUGAAGCUGGUGACAGGGAUGAUUCUGCAAAUGUCGCCAUUAUUAGAGAGGUGUACGAUAAUGAGAAUGCUCACGAAACAUUUGAAUAUGAACUGGAACGAGCGCUAGAAUCUGAGUGCAACUUAAUUGUUAUUGAACCAUCUAAAUUAGGUGAUGAAACAUCCAGGUGGAUAGCAGUAGGAAACUGUCUUCAUAAGACUGCAGCAUUAUCAGGUCUCGCAGCUAUAACCACAGGUUUGAUUUGGGGUGACAGACCUUAUCUCUGUGGUCCAUUAGGGUUUAUAUCUGUUAUAUCCUGUGGACUUUACACAGUUUCUUGGCAAUUUGAUCCUUGUUGUCAAUAUCAGGUAGAGACUGAUACAAGUAAGCUACCACACGUAGAAUUGUUAGCUGUUUUAGGACCAUCUUCUCCUACAUUUCUUGUGAGAAAAGAUGACACAAGAAGAAGAAUUCUUCACACAACUAUUACAUUGGUAGCUCUCAGCAUCAGUGCCUGGAGAGUAUAUCAGGCAUUCAAGUGAAAUAAUUGCUAUUCAAAACGGAAGAAUCUAAGUUAUAAAAAUACCAGUGAGGUAGGCUGUACGAUGCAUUGUACAUGGUCGUAGUAAGGCCUACGAUCUAUCUCUAAGUAUAAAAAUUUGUGAAUUACAAUUUCAUGUAUAUUAAUGGGGAAUUGUUGAGUCAUACUAAGAAUCUGUUUUCAUUGAUGUUUGUAUUCCUUUUAUAUUUUGACACUACCUCAGACAUGUGCUGAUAUUACAAAAAAAAAAAGAAAGUGAAAAUACAUA
Molecule: messenger RNA, 893 nt
Organism: Megachile rotundata (alfalfa leafcutting bee)
Lineage: Eukaryota; Metazoa; Arthropoda; Insecta; Hymenoptera; Megachilidae
Gene: Pmi
Product: Transmembrane protein Pmi
Biological process (GO): inner mitochondrial membrane organization
Cellular component (GO): mitochondrial inner membrane
Source: RefSeq, a predicted model, not a curated record